Photinus pyralis (common eastern firefly) is the source of this 2642-nucleotide messenger RNA. Its product is annotated as DENN domain-containing protein 1A. The transcript is spliced from 14 exons. Gene Ontology annotation, molecular function: guanyl-nucleotide exchange factor activity; phosphatidylinositol phosphate binding. The coding region runs from base 148 to 2553 and encodes 801 amino acids. NCBI's taxonomy places the organism in Eukaryota, Metazoa, Arthropoda, Insecta, Coleoptera, Lampyridae. The record is from RefSeq and is a predicted model, not a curated record. Gene Ontology annotation, cellular component: intracellular membrane-bounded organelle; cytosol. Gene Ontology annotation, biological process: endocytic recycling; endocytosis.
AACUUGUCUGUUUGACUGACAGUCAGUGUCAUUAGAAUUGUCAAAACAAUUCGCAGAAGAAGUGAAUAUGUGUCUCAUAACAUAAUGUCUCUAAUUAAUUUAAUCAACAGUAUACCUAACAAUAAGUGAAUAAAAUCAUUAAAGAUAAUGGGAUCGCGUAUACGGGAAAAUGUUAAGCACUUCUUCGAAUGUUUUUGUGAAGUGGUGCCACCGACCGCCGACAAGGAAGCCUGGAUCAUUCAACAAUAUCCCGACACGUAUAACGACGAGGAAGUUCUCAAAUCGGUACCUAAAUUUGCAUAUCCUUACAAAUUCGAAAAUACGAUCAUUCAGCAUUACUCGUUCGUGCUUACCGAUAUCGAAUCGAAGUGGACGUUCGGAUUUUGUAGGCACGAUCCCAAAUCGGAAACCGCAUUGGUCGUCUUAACUUACCUUCCAUGGCAUCAGGCAUUUUACAAAUUUUUAGAUAACAUAGCCGUAUUAACGCAGAGCCCGAGAUCGGAAGAUCUUGGCGAGUUCUUGCGAGAUGUCCACAAUAGAAAAUUACCGGACCCCGGAAAGAUGUUCGAAGUUACGUUUAAUAAAGGGGAAAGUAUGUUUGCAGUUGAGCGCCCGAAACAAUUUCAAUUGCCCAGUAUACCCGAAAAUAGGAAUCUUACCGAAUAUUAUAAUGCAGUGGAUGCGAAUAACAUGAUGUUGAUAUUCGCAUCGAUGCUGUACGAGAGGAGGAUAAUCUUCACGUCGAAAAAACUGACCAGGCUUAGCGCGAGCGUGCAAUCCGCCAAUGAUAUUAUCUACCCGAUGUUAUGGCAGCACAUAUUCAUCCCAGUCCUGCCGAUGGCCUUAAUUGACUACUUGUUAGCGCCAAUGCCUUUCCUUAUCGGCGUUCCUGACGAGGUGUUAAAGAAGGUCCACAGGCACGAAAUUGGUGAUGUAGUGAUAUUAGAUGCCGAUGCGAAUACUGUAGAAACUCCAUUUGAUGACCUCAACAGCUUACCACAGGAAGUAAUCAAUUCGCUGAAGAAGCAGCUGAAGAACAGAUCCGCCUUGCUCGGAGACGGCGUUUCGAGAGCUUUUUUACGUGCCUUGGUCCAGUUAAUCGGCGGUUAUAGGGAGGCGCUGCACUUUCAGCCCGGCGAAAAGGUCACUUUCGACAGGGACAAAUUCAUCGACUCGCGGCCGGUCACCUUGCAGCCUUUCCUCAAGCAAAUGUUGCAUCUGCAGAUCUUCCAACAGUUUAUAGAAGAGCGUCUAGAGAUGCUCAAUACGGGCCUGGGCUUUUCGGAUGAGUUCGAAAUCGAGGCUUGUCGAUACUCGGAGAAAACCAGUUCGAAGCUGAAGCAGCAGUAUAGGGAAUGGACGUCGACCAUGAGAAAGGAGGGUACGGCGUUCUUUAAGAGCGUUAAGGAGAAGGCGAAUCCGGCCAUGAAAUCUGCCGUAAAGACGGUGAAAGAUGGAGGCAAAGGUGUAAAAAGUGCGUACAAAGGCCUAAGGUCGAAAUUAAGAGAGAACCAAAGUCCACAGCAGCUACAAAACGGUUUAGACAGCCCGAAUGACAAACCCCGGUCUGCACCUAAUUCGCCAACAGGUAAAAGGCGGUCGCUUGGUUUUUCCGUGCCUACAACCACCUACAGGAAGGAUUCAUUAAAUUUUAAGUCAUCCACUAGUGAACGAGCUUACAGCCCUCUUACACCGAUCUCACAACCUUUGUCCCCCGACACCAGUGAUCGAUCGAGAAGUGGUACACCCGGAUUAGACAUUCCUCGAAUAGACUUAAUGACAGAAAUGCAAGAUUUACUUCAGUUGCGGCUCGACACUCCUCCCGUGGAUCGAUCGUUAAAACCGGUUAGAAGCUUAGAGAAUUUUAAGCACACGUCUCCUCUGUCGAGCCCAGACCACUGGGCUUUCCCCUCGCGAAGUGGCGCUCCUAUCACUGUUCCUACCACGAAACUAUUUCUUCCAAAUCAAAAAUCUCAAGACACACAGAAUCUCCUACAAUCACCCGACGACAUUUUCUCCUCGCCUCCCGUACCUCCACGCGCUUCGUCGGUUGAGAACGAAUUCUUCGGCACCGCCUCCUUUGUGGUCGGUGGAGGUCGAAGUGAGAAUGGGGACCCUGUUUUCCUUGUUGCUAAUCGUCAUACUGUCGAUGUUGUUAAAUUGUCACCUCCUACAAUUUCGCCUCGGCGAAAGAAGGAUAACGUUGUAGAAGAUUUAAUACGACUGGAUUCGACAUCGGACACCGAUGACUUUGACCCCCUGAAAAGCAGCAAUGGUAAAAGUUCGUAUUUAAAAAACAGCUUAGAUUUUUCGGCGGACAAUCACAUUCCACUUUGUCUGUCGAAUCCCCUCUAUAACUAUCACGAACCUCGAAGUAUUCAGCAGAAUGGCAGCACAACUUUAAGUAAAGAGAACAGAAACGACCAAGACUUACUACAGGAGUACGGGCUAGAUUUUAAUCAUUUCAAUGCAAACUUUAACUUCGACACAUUUCAACCGGCUAAUAAUACGGCUAAGGUGAGUUCGCAAAGUCAGUGGACCACAUUCGAAUGAAAAAAAAAAAAUUAUCUCGUCUGGCGAUCACGUAUCAAUUGACACAUCAAAUUAAAUGUUACAAAUUACUAUUUGUAUAGCGUGUUACU